GUUAACACAGAACUCAGCCUCUGGGGCCAUGCCGGUUCUAAGGCCUGCUGCUUCUCCUGAGCCCCAGCAGAAGACAGAAAGGCUGGUCCUCAGAGUGGAUGACUUCCCCUCCCUGAUCAAGAGGUGGGGCAGUGCUUGGGAUCUGCCCAUCACCAGACUCUGGGCUUAAUAAGCCAGCUGGAUGAAGGCAUAUAACAGACCCCUGGGAGGGACACGGAAGCCAGCAGUGGGGGGGGAGGGGCCUGGACAUACCCCUUCCCCCCCAGACUCCUCCCUCUCAAAGUACGCUGAGCCAUGGACUUUGGACUGGCAUAAGGAGAGAAGCUGCACUUUGUCUCUGGUUUGGGAUUCUCAGUUUUGGAAAUGGAGUGCUGGAUGGGGGUUUGAUGCUCUCCAGGGGAGCAGCUGAGAGAAGAGAAGAAAGAAUUUCCGCGUGUGUUCUCCCGAGUCAGCAAAUGGGGACAGUCGCCUCUGCCCCGCUCCUUCGCCUCCGGUUCCUUCCGUGCUCUGGGUGUGCUGGCUGACCCUCCAUGGAGAUGGUGGGCGCUUGCCUUUGCUCCUGACUGCUGUGGGAACAUCUCUGGUGCUUCCUUACUGGGUGCAUGGCUGCUUCCUGAUCCCAAAGCCCAGAGGACACCCUUAGAAGUGCGGGGAGUGAGCCCGGCCAGCAGGGCAGCUUGGAGCCCCCCUGGCACCUCCCCCGCGGGGGCCAGGAUGCUGAAGAAGCAGUCCGCAGGGCUUGUGCUGUGGGGCGCCGUCCUCUUUGUGGCCUGGAACGCCCUGCUGCUGCUGUUCUUCUGGACCCGCCCUGCGCCCAGCAAACUGCCCUCAGACAGCGCGCUGGAUGACGACCCCGCUGGGCUCACUCGCGAGGUGAUCCGCCUGGCCCAGGACACCGAGGUGGAGCUAGAGCGGCAGCGGGGGCUGCUGCAGCAGAUCUGGGACUACCAUGUGCGGCGCAGCCAGCGGUGGAGGGCACCCACUGCAGUCCCCCCAGCGCCGCCUCACGCGCAUGCGACCUCGCCGCCAGCUGUGAUCCCCAUCCUGGUCAUCGCCUGUGACCGCAGCACGGUCCGGCGCUGCCUGGACAAGCUGUUACACUAUCGGCCGUCGGCCGAGCGCUUCCCCAUCAUCGUCAGCCAGGACUGCGGGCACGAGGAGACGGCUCAGGUGAUCGCCUCCUAUGGCAGCGCCCUCACGCACAUCCGACAGCCGGACCUGAGCACCAUCCCGGUGCCGCCCGACCACCGCAAGUUCCAGGGCUACUACAAGAUCGCGCGCCACUACCGCUGGGCGCUGGGCCAGGUCUUCCAUAGGUUCAAGUUCCCUGCGGUGGUGGUGGUGGAGGAUGACCUGGAGGUGGCCCCGGACUUCUUUGAGUACUUCCAGGCCACCUACCCGCUGCUGAGGGCUGACCCCUCCCUCUGGUGCGUGUCCGCUUGGAACGACAACGGCAAGGAGCAGAUGGUGGACGCGAGCAAGCCGGAGCUGCUCUACCGCACCGACUUCUUUCCCGGCCUGGGCUGGCUGCUGCUGGCCGAGCUGUGGGCGGAGCUAGAGCCCAAGUGGCCCAAGGCUUUCUGGGAUGACUGGAUGCGGCGCCCAGAGCAGCGGCAGGGCCGGGCCUGCGUGCGGCCGGAGAUCUCCAGAACCAUGACCUUCGGCCGCAAGGGUGUGAGCCACGGGCAGUUCUUUGACCAGCACCUCAAGUUCAUCAAGCUGAACCAGCACUUCGUGCCCUUCACCCAGCUGGACCUGUCCUACCUGCGGCAGGAGACCUACGACAGGGACUUCCUGGCCCGCGUCUACGGCGCCCCCCUCCUGCAGGUGGAGAAAGUGAGGACCAGCGAGCAGAAUGAGCUGGGGGAGGUGCGGGUGCAGUACACCGGCAGGGACAGCUUCAAAGCCUUUGCCAAGGCCCUGGGAGUCAUGGACGACCUCAAGUCGGGGGUCCCGAGGGCAGGCUACAGGGGCAUCGUCAGCUUCCUGUUCCGGGGCCGCCGUGUCCACCUGGCGCCCCCGCAGACCUGGGGCGGCUACGAUCCCAGCUGGAAUUAGCUGCUUGCCUGUCCCUCCUGGGCCCCAGCGUUGCCGCCUCCCGUGCUGAGAGGACUGAGGAUCCCACCAGGGGUCUACAUCGCCCUCUCUGUUUCUCUCUUGGGUCCAUUUAUCUUUUUAUUAUUAUUUUUUUAAAUUUCUCGAGUGGCAUUCGAGUGCACAGAUGACAAGGUGAAGAUUAUUCUAUUCUCAAGAUGGUCAAAUCAGGGAAACUUCCGCAGUAUGUUGGGGGGUAUUAAGCAGGAAGUCACUGUCAUAGGGCGAGAUGGGCUUGCUCCGCUCUCGUGGCCACAGCUUCUGUGUGCCAGGUGUCAGUCCUCCCCGGGCGUCUGCAGAGGUUGGCAGCCUCAGUGCUGUUGACCAGGCCUCUCUUCCCGGUGCUGGCUCUCACAGCCAGGGUAUGAGCCCCCUCUCACACCUGACCCUUCCCCUGCAUUAGAGGGGGAGCUGGGUUUUGUGAGAAGGGAACAUACUUGUGGCCAAAAUCAGACUAACCAAAGGGGUUUUACCAUCAGGGUCUGGGUACAGCUGCUGGGUUGUCAGGGUCUCUGCCUCCCACCUGUGUUUCCCUCUUCCUCUCUCCAGGUCCCUGACCUCCUCACGCUCUUCCGUCCCCACAGCCCAACAGUUCAGGGUUCUCCGAUGAGAAGUUGAAGGGGAAAAGAAAGGCCGAACCUCCGCUUGCCCCUGGCAGUGGGCCUUGGUGCGCAGGGCAUUCUCCCUGUCCAGCCUAGAAGAGACUCACUGCCCUGAUCCUGGACCCUGUCCUUUCUGAAAGCUGACCCCUUUCCUGCCACUCUAGGCAGGUUCCGGGUGGGCUUGGAGGAAGAGAGCUCAGCCCCUUGUCCCUUUUCCCUGGGGUCUGCUGCACAGGCUCCUGCCUGAGACCUCUCAGGGGAGGCAGGGCAGCCCGGACAGGGUGGUCCAAUGUCCCUUCCCAUUCCCUAGAUGCCUGGGUCCAGUCACUGUGGGAUGCAGAGGAGGGUUGGAGAGCACUGUCUGUGUUUUUGUGUCUUGCCUGACCUCAGUUCAUGGAAGAAAGUUGAACCUGCAGAACUAUUUUCAAAAAUAAAAGGCCGAAUUGCCUGAGAAA
This is a messenger RNA of Phyllostomus hastatus (greater spear-nosed bat), 3151 nucleotides long. RefSeq names its product alpha-1,3-mannosyl-glycoprotein 2-beta-N-acetylglucosaminyltransferase (gene MGAT1). Gene Ontology annotation, biological process: protein N-linked glycosylation. Gene Ontology annotation, cellular component: Golgi apparatus. The record is from RefSeq and is a predicted model, not a curated record. Gene Ontology annotation, molecular function: alpha-1,3-mannosylglycoprotein 2-beta-N-acetylglucosaminyltransferase activity. Lineage: Eukaryota; Metazoa; Chordata; Mammalia; Chiroptera; Phyllostomidae. The coding region runs from base 715 to 2058 and encodes 447 amino acids. The transcript has 3 exons.